This is a messenger RNA of Pieris rapae (cabbage white), 781 nucleotides long. RefSeq names its product transmembrane protease serine 11G-like. Lineage: Eukaryota; Metazoa; Arthropoda; Insecta; Lepidoptera; Pieridae. The coding region runs from base 187 to 771 and encodes 194 amino acids. Gene Ontology annotation, molecular function: serine-type endopeptidase activity. The transcript has 6 exons. The record is from RefSeq and is a predicted model, not a curated record. Gene Ontology annotation, biological process: proteolysis.
CUUGACGUGGUCUUUGACCAUAUUGGUCAUUUCAUGAAUUGCAAAACAUUGUUGUUCAUUUAUAGAAAUUAAAAGGGGAUUUCAUGAUAUGACUAAAUAAGAUCAAACCGUGUGAGCAGACUAAAGGUCCGAGCCGGUUCCCGCUACAUAGACCGGGGAGGUCAGGUAGCCAGGAUUCAGGAAGUAAUGAAACAUCCCUAUUGGAGCAUCAGAAAGAAUCCAGACUUCGACAUCGGCUUGCUGCUGUUGGACAGGAAUAUCAAGUUUUCAGAUAAAACACACGCGGUAGAUCUUCCAAAUAUUGCCAUGUACCCGCCUUUUGAAGACGCCUGGGUGACGAGUUGGGGCGCAGAAAGACGUGAUGGAGUAUUCGAGAACAAGGGCAUGGCCCUCCAAGUGUACCACGCUCGUUUGAUGGACCAAGACAAAUGCAACAAUGUAACGCAGAGAUUUGGUGUGGCCGUAUCGAAUAAUUUCAUUUGCCUGUCCCAAAUGGGCAGAAGGGCGCCUUGUACUCGUGAUACUGGAGCACCUGCAGUAAGCGAUGGUAUACUCUGGGGGCUGGCUUCCUGGGGUCUUCGAAAGUUAUGCGGCACAGAAAGGUACCCCGCAAUGUUCUCCUACCUCGGAUCAAGAUCUAAUUUGGACUUUAUAACGAAUGCAACACACUACCUUAUGUCUGACAAACGACAUUAUGCGUUCAUGGAUAAAUUUGUGUUAAAUAAGGCCGAUACAACAGAGGCACCUACGACUAGCCAUUUAGAAUAUUAAAAACAAACUA